CAUCUUAUGAAGACGGACCCAUUUCCUUUACCCACAAUGCACCCCUCUUAUUCAGUCCUUCCGACUUCCGCCUCAGCAACUUACCGCUAUGGCCCCAACUAAGAAAGGUGAAAAAAAGAAAGGACGUUCUGCCAUCAACGAGGUGGUUACCAGAGAGUACACCAUCAAUGUCCACAAGCGUAUCCAUGGCGUGGGUUUCAAGAAGAGGGCUCCCCGUGCCAUCAAAGAAAUCCGCCGGUUUGCAAUGAAGGAGAUGGGAACCCCUGAUGUCCGUAUUGACACUCGCCUUAACAAGGCAGUGUGGAGCAAGGGGGUCAGGAACGUCCCAUACAGGAUACGCGUUCGACUGUCCAGGAAACGUAAUGAGGACGAGGAUUCCCCCAACAAACUGUACACCCUGGUUACAUACGUUCCAGUCACGACAUGCAAAGGUUUGCAGACAGUCAAUGUUGAUGAAAACUAAAGAGUGGAAUCAACCUCAAUAAAAGGUGUUCUUGUUUGGG
Messenger RNA from Syngnathus typhle (broad-nosed pipefish), 503 nucleotides. It is a transcript of the gene rpl31, whose product is annotated as ribosomal protein L31. The record is from RefSeq and is a predicted model, not a curated record. Gene Ontology annotation, biological process: cytoplasmic translation. NCBI's taxonomy places the organism in Eukaryota, Metazoa, Chordata, Actinopteri, Syngnathiformes, Syngnathidae. Gene Ontology annotation, cellular component: ribosome; cytosolic large ribosomal subunit. The transcript has 5 exons. The coding region runs from base 89 to 463 and encodes 124 amino acids. Gene Ontology annotation, molecular function: structural constituent of ribosome.